AUGUCCGACUUUGUCAUCAAGCCCUCCGACGAAAAGACCACCCCCGAUUACUCAAAGUGGCCAUAUCUCUUGAAAAAUUACGACCAACUUGAGAUCCGCUCUGGACAAUACACUCCAGCUUCAGCUGGUAACUCCCCAACAAACAGACCACUUAAGGAACAUCUUAAGUACGGUAUCAUCAACUUGGACAAACCCGCCAACCCAUCAUCUCACGAAGUCGUUGCGUGGUUGAAGAGAAUUUUAAAAGUCGAGAAGACUGGUCACUCUGGAACAUUAGAUCCAGCCGUCACCGGGUGCCUCAUUGUGUGCAUUGAGAGAGCUACCAGACUUGUAAAAUCGCAACAAGACGCCGGAAAGGAGUACGUCUGUGUCUGCAAAUUCCACAGCCCAAUUGAAGACGAGAAGAAGAUGGAGAUGACCAUCAAGACACUCACCGGUGCCCUCUUCCAACUUCCACCAGUCAUUGCUGCUGUUAAGAGAACCCUUAGAAUUAGAACCAUUUACAAGACUGAAGUACUUGAGAUGGAUAAGGAACAAGGACUUGCAUUGUUCAGAACUGAAUGCCAAGCCGGUACCUAUAUGAGAACCCUUUGCGUCCAUUUGGGAUAUUUGUCCGGGACCGGCGCUCAUAUGGAAGAGCUCAGAAGAGUUCGUUCUGGAAAUUUGUGUGAGAAGGAUGACAUGGUGACUCUCCAUGAUGUCAUGGAUUCCAUGUACUUGUAUGAGAACCAUGGUGAUGAAAGCUACUUGAGAUACUGCGUCAAGCCACUCGAGAAGUUACUCACAAACUACAAGAGAAUUGUUGUGAAGGAUUCCACUGUUAACGCUAUCUGCUAUGGCGCUAAAUUAAUGAUUCCGGGCCUUUUGAGAUACGCUAAGGACAUCACCAUGAACGAGAUCGUUGUCUUGAUGACUACUAAGGGUGAGGCUAUUGCCCUUGGUAUUGCUAAGAUGACCAGUGAAGAGAUGAGCAGCUGCCAAUAUGGUGUUGUUGCUGCCAUUAAGAGAGUCAUUAUGGAUAAGGACUUGUAUCCACGCAAGUGGGGACUUGGCCCAUUCGCACAACAAAAGAAGAAGCUUGUUGCUGAAGGAAAGCUUGAGAAGUAUGGAAAACCAACCGACAAAACUCCAGCAGAAUACACAAAAUCAGUCCCAUACAUCGCUCCAACAAAGAAAGGAGAAGAGGAAGCACCAAAGGGAGAGAAACCAACUGAAAAGAAGGCGGAAGUAAAGGUCGAGAAAGUCGAAAUCAAGAAAGAGCCAAAAGUCGAGAAAACUCAAGUAAAGACUGAAAUCAAGAAAGAAAAGAAAGAGGAAAAGAAGAAAGAAAGCUCAUCAAGUUCUUCGAGCAGCUCUUCAAGCAGUUCUUCGGCUUCACAGAGCUCAGACAGCUCUUCAGACUCAUCUUCUGACUCCGAAUAA
Molecule: messenger RNA, 1422 nt
Organism: Entamoeba invadens IP1
Lineage: Eukaryota; Evosea; Mastigamoebida; Endamoebidae
Product: H/ACA ribonucleoprotein complex subunit, putative
Exons: 1
Coding region: 1-1422 (473 amino acids)
Biological process (GO): snRNA pseudouridine synthesis; box H/ACA sno(s)RNA 3'-end processing; rRNA pseudouridine synthesis
Cellular component (GO): box H/ACA snoRNP complex
Molecular function (GO): pseudouridine synthase activity; RNA binding
Source: RefSeq, a predicted model, not a curated record